Messenger RNA from Cantharellus anzutake, 841 nucleotides. RefSeq lists its product as uncharacterized. The transcript is spliced from 6 exons. Gene Ontology annotation, biological process: regulation of DNA-templated transcription. The coding region runs from base 55 to 807 and encodes 250 amino acids. Lineage: Eukaryota; Fungi; Basidiomycota; Agaricomycetes; Cantharellales; Hydnaceae. Gene Ontology annotation, molecular function: DNA-binding transcription factor activity, RNA polymerase II-specific; zinc ion binding. The record is from RefSeq and is a predicted model, not a curated record.
UCAGCUUAAAGCUACCGCUCGGCCAGUCCAUCCCAAAGAGUUUCUUUCGUCUCAAUGAUGAGUCGUGGAUCGCCAAGGACCAAAGACGGGUGCUUUACGUGUAGAGUUCGCAGGAAGGCGUGCAAACAAUACGCGGGUCAUGACACACUUUCUUGCGAAGAAUGCUUCAACCUCCGUCUCCAAUGCAUGAAAAGUUAUGGACAAAGUCGACCCUCAUGGUUGGCGGAAAAGGACUAUAGGAAAGAGAUCGUCGUAAAGGCGAUUGCCGAAUGGACCAGAGACCCAAGAAAUAAGUCAGGCGACCAAUUCCUCAAUCUUGAACGAUUUGAAUUUGCACCCCCCCCACCGACUGAACCUGUAGCUUCAAAAGCAAUCCCCAAUCUUGAACAAUUUCAGCACCCGCAUGCUGCAUACUCGCGAAACAAACAUAUGCAUUUUGAACCUCAUCUGCCGGCAAUUGGCAGGGGCCAGAGCUCCGAUCCUUACCCAGGCUAUGGCACUCCCCUCGUUAAUGGGGGAGCUGCCGGACCCUUCACCGUGUUAACGGGGACUGGAAAUUAUCAACACAUAGCAUCACUCGUGCACCCGACGACAGUCGAUUGCACCGAAGAGGUUGCUAGGCUCCAAGAUGGUCAACCCCAACCCACGCGCGGCCCAAAUGGACCGCUCUUACUGGAUAAUGGCUCAUGGGGGGAACUUCCAGACUUCUACCCCGCGCACCUGCAAGGCCCUAACUAUAGGCAAGAGGCCUAUGGACAACAAUAUUAUUUACCAAGAACACAGCCUGAAUACUUCUACAUUCAGUGAGGCCAUCCCUGGUAGCUAGACCCUUUCAUGCCCC